GCUCCCCGGCUCGGGGGCUGCCCUGCCCGGGCGGAGGGGCAGGGCCGCCGCGAAGCUGCAGUUGCCUCGCUCUGCCUGCGCGAUUUUUCUCAUCCAAACCUCGAUCACGUACGAUUGCGUAGAGAAGGGCGAGCUGGAGCAGCUGCAAUUCCCCCCGAGCCCGGAGCCCAGCUCCCGGCCGGCACCGACCCGACCAGCCCAGCCCGUCCCGGCGGUUGCGGGGCUCCCCGCCGCCUUGGCAGCAGCCCCGCGUGGCGUGAGAGUCCAGGGGGGCUUCCCCAGCCCCUCCCUCCCCUCUCCUCCCCCCGCCUCGCCUCGCUCCCCCCUUCCCGGGCCGGGCCGGAGGAUGCAGACGGGUAGCGGGCGCGGCUCGGCUCCUCCCGGCGCCGCCGCCGUCGGGUGGCACCGCGGAGCACCCUGAGCUCCGCACGGAGCAGCAGCAGCGGCACCCCCCCCACUCUCUCCGCUCUCCUCCUCCUCCCCACCUUUCAUCGCUCCUCCCGCCGCUGUCCCCGCCGCGGCAGCUGAGCCCGGAGCCGCCCCGGUGCCGAGAGCUCCGCGGCCUCCCGCCGGGCCGGACGAUGUGGGUUGCUGCUGUAGGGGAGAGCCGCUGCCGGGGCAGAGGCGGCGAGCAGGGCUGGGAGAGCUUCGCCAACCAUGGCGCUGUGAGCCCGGGGAGCCGAGCUGCGGCGAUGUGAGCCCGCACCCGCGGCCGGGGGACUCUUUCUUUUUUUUUUUUUUUAAUUUUUAUAUUUUUUUUAAGUAAUUUAAUUGCAUACCUUCUUUUUCUGUUUGUUUGCUGGCCUGGUGCUUUUUCCCGUGGCUGCUUUUCUGCUUUUUCCUUCCCCUCCCGCCCUCUAUGCGAGCGGAGUGGGGAGGGGGGGAAUAGAGGAAGAGGAGGAGUGCAAACAGAAAUGCAGCGCGGCUCGCCCUGAGCCCGGCCGCGGGUGCGGAGCAGAGCCGCGUCCAUGUGCGCGCACUGCCGCGCCGCGCUUCGGAGCCACCGCGCUGGGGCCGGGGCCGGCCACGGGCCGGGGGGACUCUGACUCACCCCACGGCCCCUCGCCGGAGGGAGGCCGGCAGGAGGAAGCGACGCCGCCUGCGCCCGGGCGGAGCGGAGCGGCACGGCACGGCACCGCGCCGCAGGGACCCGCGGAUCCUCCGCGAAUCCCCUUCCCCACACUCUAUCCUUUGGACACAGCUGUCGCCGGCGGACCAUUACAAGUGGGACAGCCGCCUCCCGGAUUUACAAGCCGCGGGGCGCUGCCAGCUCGGCCAGGGGUCUCGCCGACGGCCGCCCGCGCCGGGAUUUGCGCUCCCCGGGGACAGACCCAUGGGCGGCGGGGUCCAACGCCCAACCAUGGUUGUUAGCCCGGGCGCCCUGCUCCGCCUGGCCGGCUGAGCCCUCCCCGGCGCCGGGACUCGGGGCCGCAGCGCGUUAAGCGGGGCGUCUCCGUCCCCCGUCCCCGCGGGGCGCGGCGGCGGCUCGGCCCCAGCGCCCGGGUGGCGGCCCCCGGAGCGGCGCGGCGCAGGGGGGCCCAUGAGCGGCGAUGGCAGCGGCUAUCGCCAGCUCGUUGAUCCGGCAGAAGCGGCAGGCGAGGGAGUCCAACAGCGACCGGGUGUCCGCCUCCAAGCGCCGCUCCAGCCCCAGCAAGGACGGACGCUCCCUCUGUGAGAGGCACGUCCUAGGGGUCUUCAGCAAAGUACGCUUCUGCAGUGGCAGGAAAAGGCCGGUGAGGAGAAGACCGGAACCCCAGCUGAAAGGAAUUGUGACAAGGUUAUUCAGCCAGCAGGAAUACUUCCUGCAGAUGCACCCAGAUGGUACAAUUGAUGGGACCAAGGACGAAAACAGUGACUACACCCUUUUCAAUCUAAUUCCUGUGGGUCUUCGCGUGGUGGCAAUUCAAGGGGUGAAGGCAGGUCUGUAUGUUGCCAUGAAUGCUGAGGGAUAUCUCUACAGCUCAGAUGUUUUCACACCAGAGUGCAAAUUUAAGGAAUCUGUCUUUGAAAACUACUAUGUUAUUUAUUCUUCCACGCUGUACCGGCAGCAAGAAUCCGGACGAGCAUGGUUCCUGGGACUCAAUAAAGAAGGUCAAAUUAUGAAGGGAAACCGAGUGAAAAAAACCAAACCCUCAUCACAUUUUGUACCCAAACCCAUUGAAGUGUGCAUGUACAGAGAGCCAUCGCUGCAUGAAAUUGGAGAAAAACAAGGACGCUCAAGAAAAAGUUCAGGGACACCAACCAUGAAUGGAGGCAAAGUUGUUAACCAAGACUCGACAUAGCUGACAAAUACCCUCCUUUCUUCCAACUCCUCCCCUCCCACCCACUUACCCACCCCACCUGGCGAAACCACACUGAGACGACAACAACUGAGCAAGGCAGGACCUACCGGUAGUGGCUAGGAGUCCGAACUCCAGAAUCUUUCGUUGUGUAGGAUGAGGAAAUCGAAUCCCAGAUCCUGCCUGUUGCAACGUUUUAAAAAACAAAAACAACAACAAAAAAAAGAAGAAAAAAUGUUUUAAAUCAGGACUCCAUUAACAUUUUCAAAAUCAAACUGUUUGCUCUGUGAUCAAAGGGGGAAAAAAAUCUCAUCUCUGCAUAAUAAUAACUAAUAAAUAUAAUAAUAAUAAUAAAGAUGAUGUGACCUUUAAAAAUAAAACAAAGCUUUUGGAAAAUUGAACUUAGCAUAUGAUGUGCAAGGAACACAUGGGAAACACAGCCUGGGACUGUGCUUUCCAUCUUAUAUUUUCACCUCAUGUUCACACCACUGUUUUUUCCAUCCUUACUUUCUGGGGGAUGGAUGGGAUUUUUCAUAAAGCAGGAAAGGUAGGGAUGGAUCAUGACUGUGUUUGCUCUGCUAUCAAUAAAAUAUGGCCUAUCCAAA
Molecule: messenger RNA, 2884 nt
Organism: Strigops habroptila (Kakapo)
Lineage: Eukaryota; Metazoa; Chordata; Aves; Psittaciformes; Psittacidae
Gene: FGF12
Product: fibroblast growth factor 12
Exons: 5
Coding region: 1551-2282 (243 amino acids)
Biological process (GO): positive regulation of protein phosphorylation; fibroblast growth factor receptor signaling pathway; cell differentiation
Cellular component (GO): cytoplasm
Molecular function (GO): growth factor activity; fibroblast growth factor receptor binding
Source: RefSeq, a predicted model, not a curated record